AUGAGCGCACUUGCUGAGCCAGCUCACUCACUCCCUCUCGCCAGCACAAGCAGCGCCAACGGCAGCUCCAGUGGAGUGGCGCAGCGGCCCCACACUUCGAGUUCGGACGGCGAUGACCAGGAGCACGACUUCGACGGCGGUCAAGAUUCGUCCGAUAGCGAUGACAGACCAACGCAGGACGGUCCGGGCAACGUUGCGAGCGAUACGGGCGGCGGUGGCGGAUCGAGGGCGGCGAAGAGGAAGAGGAAGAAUGUGUCGCGCGCCUGUGACCGAUGUCGCGAACGCAAGAUUAAAUGUUCCGGCGAUGAGCCGACGUGCAAGGGCUGCGACAAAUCGAAGAAGCAGUGCGUGUACCGUGCGCACGUCGACGGGCGCAUGACAGACAAGAGCGCGAAGCGCAAGUUCCAGACACUGCACAUGCGCAUACGGCAGCUGGAAGCCGAGCUCGCCGAUGCGCUCAAGGUCGCAAACGCUGUGCCAGGGCAGACUACCGAAGGCGGAGACGGAACGCAAUCCGGCGCUGCGGCGGCCGUCUCCGUGUCCCGCGCCGCGCACGCUGCGACAGUUGGCUCCCCGCUGGUCGACACGAAUCUGGCACAUCCGCCGACAACAGCCCCACCUCGAGACUAUGGAGGCUCGGAUCCGUCACUUGCAGAUCGACCGGAUUGUCAACCCUUCGGCACCGGGCGCCUCGUGUUGUCCCAGACUGGCAACCUCCAUCUCUACCCCGCCGCGACAUUCUACUCGCCGGCUUACCUGGCGCCGGACUGGCAGAAGGCACUCGAGGCCCUCGUACCCCGACCGCCGUCACGCCCGGGCUACCUGGCGCCAUACCUCCCCUUCCCGCUCGAUCCGGUGCAUCACCGUCGGCUCAUCGACCUCUGCUUCGACCGCAUGUGGAGCUUCGGUAUGAACGUCGUGGCGGACAAGUUCCUGGACGAGAUGGGGAAGGAUCCCAUGGGUCGUGGAUGGUACUUCUCCCCGAUGGCGCAUCUUGCUGUAUUGGCUGUCGGGUGGCGAUACUUCAAGGAUCCUGCUGUGGGGAUGUACUAUGCGCAGGAGAACGUCGGCGCAAGGGGGAACGCCUUCGCGCAGAAGGCGCUCGAGCGACUCUGGGACGAGGUCGCCGAUCCUCGCCUCAGCACCAUCUUCGCGCUGGUUACGCUUAGCAUCUACUACACCGGUAUGCAGGGCGAGAGUGCCGAGGACAACGUGUCAGGAUGGACGGCGCACUCGAGUUCACCUGUUGCCUCGAGUCUCUACUACUGGAGACUACACCGCCGUUGCGACCAGCAGCUCGCCGAGCUCGGUCUGGGUGUUGACUCGGAGCUAGACAUUGCACGGAGAGAUGUGUACGGUGCAGCGACAAAUCUGUCCUGCUGGUACGCAACAUAUGUGGGGCAGGAUCCCCUACCGCUCCGCGAUCAGGCUGACCAGCGCCUGCCCUUCAUCCGCAAAGACCUCUUCGAUCCUGUCGAGCGCGACAUCUCCGAGAUGUUCCACUACCAUGUUGCGCUCAGUGACCUUGGUCUGCAAGCGCUCCACUGCAACCACACGUUGCGGGCACCUCUGGAACAGCGUGUAGAGCGAGUGCGGCGGGUAUGGAAAGGUCUUGACGCUUGUGUAGCUGACGCGCAGGCGCAAGGACCUGCCCGAGAACCAGCGCUGGCCGCCGCGCGAGGGUCACAAGCUGCACCCCGCGCUGGUCACGAAUCACGGCAUGUUCGCAACGCGCUCAAGGAGUGCCUCUCGUGCGCGGCAGAUGUCGUGGAACAGAGCAAGUACAUCGAGCGCACGUAUGGGAACAUCACGUGUGCCCCGAUGAGCUGGCAGCAGUGA
Trichosporon asahii var. asahii CBS 2479 is the source of this 1839-nucleotide messenger RNA. RefSeq lists its product as uncharacterized. The record is from RefSeq and is a predicted model, not a curated record. Gene Ontology annotation, biological process: regulation of DNA-templated transcription. Lineage: Eukaryota; Fungi; Basidiomycota; Tremellomycetes; Trichosporonales; Trichosporonaceae. Gene Ontology annotation, molecular function: zinc ion binding; DNA-binding transcription factor activity, RNA polymerase II-specific. The transcript has 7 exons. Bases 1 to 1839 code for a protein of 612 amino acids.